GAGGCGCCGCGCCGGGAGAAGACCGGCGGGGGGGCGGACACACUCGCCUGAGAGCUGUCAUGGCGGCCGCCGGGAGGGCUGGGGCCCGCUCUGCGCUUUUCCUGCUCCUCCUCUGCGCUGCCGCGGGCUCCGCGUGGUGCUGGGACCAGCAGGGGAGAGUUCUGCUCAGGGAGGUGCAGGCGCUCACCCUCCGGAGAGGCGAGUACACGGCGUCCCGGCGGGCACCUGCGGUCCCUCAGCUGCAGUGCACGGGAGGCUCUGCUGGAUGUUCCCGUGUCCCCGAGGUUGUUCAGUGUUACAACAGAGGCUGGGACGGCCAUGAUGUACAGUGGCAGUGCAAAGCAGACUUGGAAAAUAAGUACCGUUUCGGACGAAUGGAAGUGAGCUGUGAGGGCUACGAUUAUCCGGAUGACCCUUACAUCUUAAGAGGCUCCUGUAGUUUGCUGUUCAGGCUAGAGCUGACUGAGGAAGGUGAAAGGAAAGUGAAGAACUCUGGAAGCUUUGGCUCUAGCUAUUAUCAGUCAAGGAAAGAUUCUUCUGAUUCUGGUGCUGGAGCAAUUGUUAUAAUAGUUCUUCUGGCUCUUGCUUUUGGAGUAUACAAGCUCUUCCUCAGUAACCAGCAGCCUCAGCAGAGUUUUGGUGACAGUGAUGGAUUCACUAGGCCUUCCUGGCAGAGUCAGCAGGCUCCUCCUCCUCCUGGUUUUAAGUCCAGCUUCACAGAGAAGAACAGCUUUGGGACUCAUUCCCAUCACGGAACCAGUUCAGGACCAGGGUUUUGGACUGGAUUAGGAACAGGAGGCUUGCUAGGCUACUUGGCUGGCAGUCACAGAGCACAGCCACAGUCCCCAUAUUACAGGAUGUGGACAGAUCCCGCAGCUGCACCUCCAAUGAAUGGGCAGUCAACCAAUUCCACACAAGGCAGCAGCUCAGGAACAAGAACUGCUUCUGGCUUUGGGGGUACAAAACGAAGAUGAACUCCUUGACAUUAUUACAUCUGAGUGAUUGAACUAAAUCUUCCCUUAUACUAAUACCCUUUUUAUUAGUAGUAGGCUUCAGAAAUGGAUAUCAGAAGAUAUGGAAAGGACUAGGCAAAGAAUUCCUCUCUUUCUCUGGAAAUGUGGAAUUUCAGUCUUGUUUCAUGUAUCACAGGUGUUGGAACAUCUGUUAUUUCAAAACAACAGUUUAUCAUAAGAUACAAAAUAAACAUAUCCAAGUUAAGAAGAAUGAUAUUUCAGUGCCUAUGUAUCUGUCUAUACUUGAGGGAUUAUGGCAAUGGUAGCCUUACCAGAUUUUCAAAGCAAGUAGUUUACUUGUGUUCUGGGCUUAAUUUCAUUUAAUCCAGAAUUUCAGAGUUUUUUCUUUUUCUUGGUGGUCCUGCAUCUGAAAGGCCUAGUGUAUAAUCCACCUGAUAUCUAAGGGUUGUUGCUCUUUGAAGCUACUUUUGUUUGUCUUUGUAAAAUUCAUGUGAACAUUACUGUAUGUGCAGUCAACUACUCAGAUGAGUGUUUGGGUUCUUCCUUAGUGGAAAAGAGCAAAACUAUAUCUAUAGGGACAGACUAAUAUAAUGUUUGUAUCUGUGCUAUGUGACUGCUGGAGCCAAAAUUUGCAGAUUUGAGGAUGUUGUAUGUUUUAGGGCUUAUCUAAGUAGCUGUGCAAACCUGGGGGAUUUUGUGUAUAAAUUAUGAAAAAAAUAACCUGAAAAGAGACAAGAUUGUCCUUCUCAAAUUUGGACCUUCUUCUGGAAAUCUGAGGUAAUUUCAAUUCAUGUGGCUACAGGGACUUUGCCCACACUGAGGGUCCAGACUUUUCUUUUUAUGGUGGAUGUUAGCAAUUAAGUGAAAACUUCUGAUAUGAGUGGUCUGGCCUGUUAGAUGACCUGUCCAGGACACAGUAAACCAAAGGUGCUUGUUGCAAAAGGGAAGGGAGCAUUCUUAAUCCAAAGGUGGUAGUAUCUCUGAAACAUAGCAGGCCUUGAGACUAAUCAAAGAAGGAAAAUUAAAUGUUUAAUGGGAUGUAAACUUUCCAAAUGUGCUUUUUAAAAACAAAAUGCUGUCAGAGUGGGACGCAGAGAGGCCUUGCUUCGUUCUGUGGUGAUAAUUUGGGACUCUGAGAAGUGUCAUAUAGUUCUUAUGUGAUUGACUGUGCCAGGGGAGAGGCAUUACUGGAAAAAAACAGAUAAAUUUCUCAGGAUUAGCGGGAGAAGGCAGAAGGUGAGUGAAAAAUGGGCUGCCUGACCACCAGGUCUUCUCCCAAGGCCUCCUAACAGAGCUUAGAAGUGUGUGUGUGUGUGUGUGUGUGUGUGCACACGGCAUGUCUAUGCUGGCAGCAGUCUGUGAAACAUGGCUUUCAUUCUUGUGAAAAUACUGUGUCUGGGAAUUGAUGUAAACUAUUACAGCAAAAGCAAAGCUCUGUUUUGCUGAUACAAGCUGCAUCUCCACAAGGAGAUUUAGCAGGUAUGGUUAGUCUGGGAAAGUGACUUAACUGUUACUCUUCAAAAAGCAACUAUGUCCAUUCAUGAGUACAGAAAUAUUUGGCUCAGAUAAUACCAGAGUUCAAUGUCUGGCUUCAGCAAGAAAAAAAAAAAAAAGAAAAAUCUUUUAAGAAGUCAACGGAAGCUAUGAAAGUGUAGAGCUUGCAGUGAAAAAGUGGGAAUCGUGAUAAAAUUGAUAACUUAGAGAUAAAAUAGUGGUUUGUUGCUCAGAGCUGAUUGAGGAUUGGGGGAAAAUAUCUUAAUUACAGCCUGCUCUAUCAGCCUAGAAGGGGAAAUGUCAAAGAUCUUACUGCUGGCCUAUUAGAAAGUUUUACCUUUUUUGAGGAAACUUACAUGAUGAAUCUUAUCCUUUUGACCAAAUAUAGCAAAAUAAUUAUUUUAAAUGUGGAGUUUUUAUGUAUUUGUAUUCAGGUUGAAACUGAAGUCAAUACUCUCUUUGCCAACUAAUUAUAGAACAAUGAAACUGGAUUUUUGUUAACUGGGUAGUUUGGAGCUGAAGUUUGCUCUCAAGUUAUGAUGUCUUACGAAAUGCUUUAGACAUUGUUUUUAUUUGUAUGUAUAGUUUCUGCAUGAAAUGUGAUUUAAUGCAUAAACUUGAUGAAUUACCAUGGUUUCUGAAUCUGUUCACAGGAUAUUUUUGCCCUUCUCUGAUAAAGUAAUGAAAUAAAGAAAUAAUUGAAGUUAA
Molecule: messenger RNA, 3176 nt
Organism: Tyto alba (common barn owl)
Lineage: Eukaryota; Metazoa; Chordata; Aves; Strigiformes; Tytonidae
Gene: SARAF
Product: store-operated calcium entry associated regulatory factor
Exons: 7
Coding region: 60-974 (304 amino acids)
Biological process (GO): regulation of store-operated calcium entry
Cellular component (GO): endoplasmic reticulum membrane
Source: RefSeq, a predicted model, not a curated record